UUCACAGGCCCCUGCAGCUCCUUCACCAUGAACUGGCACUUGAUCAUCUCUGGGCUUAUUGUGGUGGUGCUUAAAGUUGUCGGAAUGACUUUCUUUCUACUUUAUUUUCCACAGAUUUUUAACAAAAGUAACGAUGGUUUCACCACCACCAGGAGCUAUGGAACAGUCUCACAGAUUUUUGGGAGCAGUUCCCCAAGUCCCAACGGCUUCAUUCCCACAAGGAGCUAUGGAACAGUCUGCCCCAAAGACUGGGAAUUUUAUCAAGAAAGAUGUUUUCUCUUACCUACUUCUGAAUCAUCUUGGAAUGAAAGCAGGGACUUUUGCAAAAGAAAAGGAUCCACAUUGGCAAUUGUCGACACGCCAGAGAAACUGAAGUUUCUUCAGGACAUAGCUGAUACAGAGAAGUAUUUUAUUGGCUUAAUUUACAAUCGUGAAGAGAAAAGGUGGCGUUGGAUCAACAACUCUGUGUUCAAUGGCAAUGUUACCAAUCAGAAUCAGAAUUUCAACUGUGCGACCAUUGGCCUAACAAAGACAUUUGAUGCUGCAUCAUGUGACAUCCACUACCGCAGGAUCUGUGAGAAGAAUGCCAAAUGAUCACAGUUUCCUGUGACAAGACCAUACUUGCAACUCUUUUUGAAUCCACACAGGUCAUCUGGCCAGUGAUUCUUUUACUUACCUAUCUGUCUACCAGCAGCGGUCCUUGCCCAUUUGAGAAACUGAGCUUCUUUCUUCUGCACGGGGGGGACUGGAUGCUAGCCAUCUCCAGGAGACAGGAUCAGUCUUAUGGAAACAACUCAGUUGGUAUAGAGAUGAGGUCUGCUUCUGUAGUACUGAGCAUUUCCGACUGAUCAAAAGGGCCUAGUCUGUUGACAGGGUUUGUUUUAUUUUAGCCUCAGAGUAUCCACCGUACUACC
Chlorocebus sabaeus (green monkey) is the source of this 914-nucleotide messenger RNA. It is a transcript of the gene CLEC5A, whose product is annotated as C-type lectin domain containing 5A. NCBI's taxonomy places the organism in Eukaryota, Metazoa, Chordata, Mammalia, Primates, Cercopithecidae. The record is from RefSeq and is a predicted model, not a curated record. Gene Ontology annotation, biological process: innate immune response. Gene Ontology annotation, molecular function: virus receptor activity.